Molecule: messenger RNA, 2690 nt
Organism: Arachis stenosperma
Lineage: Eukaryota; Viridiplantae; Streptophyta; Magnoliopsida; Fabales; Fabaceae
Product: protein BONZAI 1-like
Exons: 16
Coding region: 245-1984 (579 amino acids)
Biological process (GO): cellular response to calcium ion
Cellular component (GO): plasma membrane
Molecular function (GO): calcium-dependent phospholipid binding
Source: RefSeq, a predicted model, not a curated record
AAGGUAAAACAGACAUAAAUAACAAAACCGCGUUCUGGUACCCCCACAGCUUUAUAUAAUGUAAAGUCCAAAGCGAGCACUGCCACUGAGGAGUGAGGAAGGGUUCUGGAAAUAACGGAGGAAGAAGCUAACAAAGUUCAUAGAUAUUUAUUUGAUUGGCAACUAACAAAGUAGAUAAACAAGGAACAGCAACAGGAUUAGGAUUAUUCCAUUCAUUCAUUGUUCAAUUCAAUUUCAGUCUCCGAUGGGUAACUGCUUCUCCGACGUCCCCGGCGGCCGCGCUGCCAUCGGGGGAACUGCCCGAGGCCUUCUCAACGCCAUCGACGCUCCCAACGACGCUGUCGACAACUUCCUCAGGUCCCGCGGCUACCACGGCCUCUUCUCUCAGAUCGAGCUGUCGUUUUCUGCUUCCGGCUUGCGUGAUCGAGAUUUUCUCUCUAAGAGUGAUCCAAUGAUGGUUCUUUAUACAAGAGGGAAACAUGGAGCACUUGAGGAAAUCGGCCGUACUGAAGUGGUUCUGAAUUCUUUGGAUCCUAAGUGGAUUACUAAACACUUAAUCAUGUAUCAUUUCGAGGUUGUUCAGUUUUUAGUGUUCCGAGUGUACGACGUUGAUACUCAGUUUCACAAUUUCGAUGUGAAGAUGCUUAGGCUAGAAGAGCAACAAUUUCUAGGUGAGGCAACUUGUGCAUUAUCGGAGAUAAUUAUAAAGUCUGAUCGAUCAUUGGCAUUAGAGCUACGUAGAGAAGAUCCUAUCAGAUCUAUGCAUUCCCAAAAUUGCGGGAAGCUCUUGGUGCAUGCAGAGGAAUGUGUUGGCUCAAAGACUACAGUAGAGAUGAUAUUUAGGUGCUCAGAUUUGGAAAAUAGGGAUCUCUUCUCAAAAAGUGAUCCUUUUUUGAUAAUAUCAAAACUUGUGGAAGGUGGUACCCAUAUUCCAAUUUGUAAAACAGAAGUUAUAAAGAAUGAUCUCAGCCCACAGUGGAAGCCAGUGUUCUUAAACAUUCAACAAGUAGGAGGCAAGGACAAUCCUUUGAUACUAGAGUGUUAUAACUUCAAUACCAAUGGCAAACAUGAUUUGAUAGGAAAAGUGCAAAAGUCUUUGGCAGAGUUGGAGAAGCUUCAUGCUAGUGGUCAAGGAGAAACUUUAUUUUUGCCUACUGGCGGUGGUCAUAAUUCUCAUAACAAGGUAUUAAAGAGCCGGGUAUAUCUGGACAAAUUUUCUGAAAGUGUCCAAUAUAGUUUUCUUGAUUACUUGUCUGCGGGUUUUGAAUUGAACUUCAUGGUGGCCAUUGAUUUUACAGCUUCAAAUGGGAAUCCACGCCUUCCAGAUUCUUUGCAUUAUAUUGAUCCUUCAGGACGGCCAAAUGCAUACCAGAAGGCAAUUGUUGAGGUUGGAGAGGUGCUACAGUUUUAUGAUUCAGACAAACGAUUUCCUACAUGGGGAUUUGGUGCCCGACCAAUUGAUGGUCCUGUUUCCCAUUGUUUUAACCUCAAUGGAAGCAGUCACUAUUGUGAGGUGGAAGGGAUCCAAGGAAUUAUGAUGGCAUACACAAGUGCCCUGCUUAAUGUUUCUCUUGCGGGACCAACUCUUUUUGGACCUGUCAUAAGCAAUGCUGCACUUAUUGCCAGCCAAUCUGUAGCAACUGGUGCAAGAAAGUAUUUUGUUUUGUUAAUAAUCACAGAUGGAGUGGUGACAGAUCUCCAAGAAACAAAAGAUGCCCUUGUUAAAGCCUCUGACCUACCAUUAUCAAUCCUUAUCGUUGGAGUUGGAGGAGCUGAUUUCAAAGAAAUGGAGAUUUUAGAUGCUGACAAGGGAGAGAGACUCGAAAGUUCAUUCGGACGUGUUGCUUCACGUGAUAUAGUCCAGUUUGUUCCAUUUCGAGAUGUUCAAAGUGGAGAAAUUUCGGUAGUUCAAGCACUUCUAGCAGAAUUACCUACUCAAUUUUUAUCGUACAUGAGAAACAGGAAUAUCCAACCGACUCUCUAAGGCAUGUAAAGAGGAACCAUUUUCAAACUACAUAGUAAAAUGCUCUAUCCAUUGAUCGUUGUGCCAUUUCAAGGCCCUCACAGUAUAUUAAAUUGAAAUUUGGCUAAAGGGUGCAAACUCGCGCUUUGUGCUGAAUGCUCAUUUAAUUGAAGGUCAAGAAGGGUUCGCUAGCCAACUGCAUUUAUCUAAGAUUGGUAUCUGUCUGAGCGAGCUUUAUGGGUAGGAUUUCCUUUCCUUCUUGUACUCAUGAUUUGUGGGUUUUGUGGCAGGUUCGUUCAGAACUACAAAUUGGAGUUUGUUUUCUUCAAGCUCUGGGGAAAAUUUUAGUCGUUCAGUGAACGUUGAAAUCCAAUAAGUGAAAAUAUUUGUGAAUUGAUACUUUGAUGCAAGUUAGAUCAUUUGUGGAUGUCUUUAGAUGGAAAUUGAUUAUAUCCAUGAAGUUAGUAAAGGUUACUAGUUUUUUUUUAUCAUCAAUUCAUCUCUGAAAAGUAAAAACUACACCUUGUAGAUAUGUUGGAAGACGAAGAAAACCUGUUUUGUGUUGGUUUCUUGCGUCUGUCCGUUUUUUAGUUUUAGUGUUUUACUUUUACUGUAAUUAGAGUCCUUUAACCUAAAUUUUGUUAGUACAUGUUUUCGAUGCCAAGCUGAUUCAUUUAAAAAAAAAAAAUGUAGCCAUUAUGAAAUUAUCGAAUGGUGAUUCUGUUUA